AUGGUUGGAAAGUUGACGGUAGUGAGGCUUGUGUUGGCCAUAUCUGUGUUGAGCUCUCUCCUUCUGACAACCUCGGCACAGUCACAGACAUGCCAGAGCCAGACCUUCUCUGAGAACAAGGCAUUUACCACGUGUCGUGAUCUUUCUCACUUGAGCUCUUACCUUCACUGGACUUAUGACCAGGCCACAGGGAAGUUGGAUUUAGCAUUCAGACACGCUGGAAUCACUGCAACAGACAGGUGGGUUUCGUGGGCUAUCAAUCCCAGCAAUAACCUCGAUUCAUCUAUGAUGGGAGCACAGGCGCUGGUGGCUAUCUCACAAUCUGGUGGCACCCCAAGAGUGUACACUUCUUCCAUCGAUGGCUACUCAACCCAGUUGCCAGAGGGAAACAUCUCUUAUGCUCACUCUGGCUUGACGGGUACCCGUCAGAAUAAUGAGAUCACCAUCUAUGCUACCCUCACUCUUCCAAACGGUACCACUAAUUUGGUCCACCUUUGGAAUGAUGGUCCUCUCUCUGGUUCUACUCCUCAAAUGCAUCCUCAGGCUAACACCCAAUCUAAGGAAAGUUUGAAUCUUCUUUCUGGCGCCAGUCAGGCAGGAUCAAGUGGGGGUUCACUUAGAAGAAGAAGAAAUGUCCAUGGAAUUCUAAAUGCGCUGAGCUGGGGGACUUUGAUGCCCCUUGGUGCUAUCAUAGCUAGGUAUUUGAAGGUGUUCAAAUCUGCUGACCCUGCUUGGUUUUACCUUCAUGUUACCUGCCAAACCUCUGCAUACAUAAUUGGUGUUGCUGGUUGGGGAACUGGUCUCAAACUGGGCCAUGAUUCAGUUGGUAUUAAGUAUAAUACCCAUAGAACACUCGGAAUCGUUCUCUUCUGCCUCGGAACCCUUCAGGUUUUUGCUCUGCUUUUAAGGCCAAACAAGGAUCACAAAAUCAGAAUCUACUGGAACUUUUAUCACUAUGCCAUUGGAUACGCCACCAUAAUCAUCAGUAUCGUCAACAUCUUUAAAGGGUUCGAGGCAUUGGAAACUUCCGUAGGGGAUCGCUACAAUAGCUGGAAGCAUGCUUACAUUGGCAUUAUUGCAGCUUUGGGUGGAAUUGCUGUGCUUUUGGAGGCUUACACAUGGAUCGUUGUCAUGAAGAGGAAGAACUCGGAGAACAAGACGGGACAUGGCAUCAAUGGAACACAUGGGGUUAAUGGGUAUGGUUCUAGUGCACAGCAUGUGUAG
Molecule: messenger RNA, 1224 nt
Organism: Sphenostylis stenocarpa
Lineage: Eukaryota; Viridiplantae; Streptophyta; Magnoliopsida; Fabales; Fabaceae
Source: the annotation of a GenBank genome assembly